Branchiostoma floridae (Florida lancelet) is the source of this 7212-nucleotide messenger RNA. RefSeq lists its product as uncharacterized. Lineage: Eukaryota; Metazoa; Chordata; Leptocardii; Amphioxiformes; Branchiostomatidae. The transcript is spliced from 34 exons. Bases 133 to 7212 code for a protein of 2359 amino acids. The record is from RefSeq and is a predicted model, not a curated record.
CGGGACGUGGACGCACUGCAUAGUGGACUCUCUGACCAACUGCUUUAGUUUUGCUCGGUCCCCAAACCCAGAAGAAAAACAUACAAGUGCUGAGCGUCGACCUGUUGAGCGAGCGGGCUUGAAGAGCUCGAAAUGGCCGGGAGGCGCCUGUGUCUGCUGUGGUUGUGGCUCCUUGCACACUUCUGUAACCUGUCGUCUGCAAAUCUUGUUAACUACAAGACGGGAGCACGAUACGACUACGACUACAGGGCCACAACAGUUGUUCAUGAUGUCAGCCACGUAGUGACCAAGGCGCAGUUCAGCGUCAUACCCUUACGGCAUGAUGAGGAGAACGGCACCGUCUGUGAGCUGGUCGCGAACAACGUCGUUCAGGAGAUGAUACGGAGAGAUGGAAACCAAGCUUUACUCGAUGACUUGGACUACGACAACAGGUUUCUGUUCACAGUGACAAAACACGGUGAAGUUGUGCGCGUGUACCAUCCCCAUGAUGAACAUCACCACGUGUUGGCCACAAAGAAGGUCUUGGUAGGACUUCUGUCGGCACGUUUGCACACUACUCCUGAGACCAUGAGACAUGGAAGACCUUGGUCCUACAUUGUGAGAGAGACUGGACACGAAGGUGAAGAUGACCUGUCCUAUGUCGGUAAGAUCACUCCAGACGGAAUUGCGUUCACUAGAACAAAACACGGUCACGCCGUUCGGAACGCAGAGGCUAAAAACGAAAAGCAAAUUCUCUACCAUGCGGCGCAUGAGGUUCCUCACACAGUGCAAACAACGGAAAAGUUUUCAUCACCAAGGCAUUCAACGCCAGGAUUUAAUCCCAAUGCUGGUAUACCAGGGGAUCCGGCGAAACUACAAGAGCUUCAGGAUGAAGAUUUCGAAAUACCACUGAUGACAGCUGAAUCAGAUGGACACCUGAAGCUCCUACAAGUCAUACCCGCCGACAAACCAGAUGUCCAGGAAGGUGUUCCUGCAACUUUCAAGCAUGGUUCUCUUGUAAUUGAUGAGCCACCGAAACGUAUUAUGAAGUUGCAAGACCAAGAAGAGGCUAUAGUUGGCAACUUGACAUGUAUGAGAACUGUGCGACCUAAAGAAUCGCAAGAAAGGAUCUCCUGUUUUCACAACAUCAUGGAGGCGCUCGAGCAUCUCUCCCCGGACGAUCUGACCCGAGUGGCUAACAAGUACAUAACGGUCAACCCAACAUCAGAGGAAGCCAAGGAAAACCGUGACGCCAUUACUGACGCUCUGGGUGCCAUGGCAACGAACGACUCCCUCUACCUGAUGACGACGUUGGUCCUGACGCCUCAGCAAAGGGAUGCUAAGUUGGUCCUGAGAGCACUUUUCCAUUUCUUUGGGUUGGAAGGUCCGGCACCAAAGAUCGUCAUUGACACGGUGGAAAACAUGUGCUUCACCUGGAAGAUGGAAUAUGAUGAUGACCAGGACGGACGACACGUAUGGACACGAACACAUCUACUGCUCGGGGCUCUGGCGGGAAAACUACACGCCACCGACCCAGUACGAGCACACACGAUCAUCGACCGACUCCACGGGAUGGUGGAGAUACACGAUCCAUGGAAGCACCGCCAGCUGAGAUCAGUACUGACAGAAGAGGAGUACAGGAGUCACAACCACGAGAAGGCUACAAUCCUUGGCGCCCUGGGGAACGCUGGGAUGGACAAAUCCUAUGAGUACUUAGUUUCCUACGUGAAUAGUACUGAAUCACCCUCGAUUCUGAAGAGGACCAGCAUGACUGCACUGAAAAACUACCACCAUGAGCAGGCAGCAGAGGAGAUCCUGCGUGUGGCCCUAGAUGACCCUGUGGGACAUGUACGGUACGCUGCCGCUCUGGACUACCUGAGUCACCCGAAGGCCUCCAAACUCCAAACAGCUCAGAGACAAAUUAACGACAGGUAUCUGAACCAGACGGCCAUUGAGGAACUAAGAGAAAAGAGGGGCGUGAAUGAUCAACUCAACAAGCUGUUCAAGCCAUUCUACUUCAAACUAGAGACGCCGAGUUACGAUUGGCAUAAGCGGAUUGGUUCGAGCAAUAUCGGCGCGUCCAUGGGUCUGGUUAUCAGGAACAAGAUGGAGCUGGAUCUCAAACCGUUGUCAGGCAGGUUCUCAGUGGACGCAUUCGACAUGGCGUAUGCCAAGGUGCACAUCGGGCUCAUCAAUAUCGACUUGAAAUUCCUUGAUGCAAAAAUCUGUUACAGAGGAAAGGCAGAAUACGACUUCAACGUUUUCCAGGAAUUUAACUUUGAAGAGGUGUUCCGGUUGGUAAAGCUGUUUGACGGCUCUAUCAACAAAGUCGUUAACAGUAUAAAAGACAACAUCAUCCGUUUCAAGCGUCUUCUGUCAAGAACGACAGGAUCUAUAGACGGCAUCUUCCGGGACAUGAUAGAGGCUGUAGAAAACCUCCCCAACCAGGUGCGAGACUUCAGAGUAAAGGCAAAAGUCUUCAUCAGGAAAUCUGGCGAGUACACGAACCUUCCACCAGUCGUAGAGAACGUGAAGCAAGUGGUCCACCGGGUUAGCUCCCUCAUCAGUGACAUCAAGGCCGAAGUCAUGGAGUUCUAUCAUUCUAUAGCAGAUGCGGUCACUAUCACUCUGCCUUGGGCUGCCAAGCAGAUUGAAACAGGCGUGAGGAUGGUGGUCUCUUCCAUAGAACGCCUGAUCAAGACUCCAGCGACUGCCAUUGAGGAUAUCUACAAAGGAGUAACACUGAUUAAAUUUGCAGUCGCCGGUGUCCUCGAGGCAAAAGAACGUAUCGAGAAGGCUUUGUUGUUCAAUGAAGACAAAACACUUCACUGGAUGAACCUACAACAAGAUCUCUCAAAGAUUGAUGACGACAUCUCAGUUGCCCUGGACUCUCUCUUGGAACUGGACGACUGGGCGGUGCAGCAAGUAGAGGCUACAGAUAUAACUAUACGGUUUUAUGGAGUUAAUAUCACCGUACUAAGGCAACAGAUUGUCACGGAGCUUCGUGGACUCAUGGACGGACUGGUUGGUUCCGUGGCAGAAGUCCGUCGCAUUCCUGUAGCGUUCUUAUCUGCGUACAAUGAGACAGUGGACAUCAUCAAAUCCAUUAAGGACGGCUAUCAGGCAGUCACCACUGUUAAACGGACUUUAGAUACAAAAGACAUCAAUAUUUACGAUGAAGCCAAGUCCCUUGUGGAGCAAAUCUUCGGGAACAAGGCAGAUCAGGAUUUUCCCAGGAAGUACCUUGAGUCCCCCACCUGUGGGGACGGCUUCUACCCGAGCACCGGAGGAGGUCGUUAUGCGGAGCAAGGUGUGCUCCUUGAGGCAGGAGCAGGACAGCAAAUCGGAGCACCCUUUUCCGGUAUUGUGAGAAGGACCGGAAAUCACCAAGUAACAAUCACGACGGACGCGAUGGAAAAACUUGACGUCAUCAUUGGCAAUGUUGAUAUGGUCCCAGGGAAAGAGGGGAAAAGGGUAUUCAAGGGAACCCUUAUUGGAACGGUGUCCUCCUCUGACUGCCAGCCUAACCACAUUCACUUAGCGAUCAGAAACACCAAGACUGGAGGUUUAGUGGACCCUACACGCUUCAUGGAAAAGAGAGGCCUGGUACUUCCGAGCUUGGAGGUGGAUUGUGCAGACUAUAGCCUUAUCUUCGUGCCGGAGCUAAUCAUGGAUAUUGGAAUCUUUGACGCAGUUAGCGAAUUGGACCUUUCACCUGACAGACUCGUACCAGAUUUGUCUGAUCUUCAGGUUCCAGAUUUCAGUGCAGGGCUGGAUCAACUGUCUAAUCUCCAGGUUCCAGAUUUCAGUGCAGGACUGGAUCUCUCUAAUCUUCAGGUUCCAGAUCUGAGUAUAGCGUUUCCAGAUCUGAGCAUUGGGUUUGGUCAAGCAAUGGAUUUUGCGAGCAACUUGAACCUCCCAGACCUUACGGAGAGCGUGUCGCUACUCAAUUUUGACUUCCGAAGUGUGAAACUCCCUCAAGUCUUCGAUUUCAUGGUGUCAACUGGACUUGGGGAUGCCAAGGCUCAGCUUGAACAGGCUUUAGAGAGCGUUCAGGAAUUAUUUCACAUGGAGAAGACAUCUUGUCCCGUCCCUGAGACACUGGAUGAUGCUGCCCUGAAGAGAAUACUACGUGACAGAGGACACCCUACCACUGGUUCCAGACUUAGGCUGCUGGAGAACUACAGGAAGCCAGAGAACCGAUGUCCUGACCUAAGACGCCAUCUACCACAGAACAUGCACUGCUUCUUUGAAGAGAACUGUCUGGGAGUGACGUGCUGUGUCGAGCUGGAUCUUAAGUUCACCAAACAGUCUUUUGGAGCCUUUGCAAGGAUUGAUCCUUGUAAUUACCAGCUGACCCUUGGGUUGGGGUCAUGGAGAAAGACAUUUAACAUCACAAAUCCCUUCUUUGCGGAGGAAGAUGUUGGACCUACAGAAGAAAACCUGCAGAUACUGGACAUCGCACAAGUCGUUUUCAAGUAUGUCAUCACUGCCAUUCCUGGCGGUGUGAAGGUCACUUUUCAAACGGCAGUCUGUUCAUCACGAGCCGAUUUGUGCAUGCCGUAUGUCAGCAUCUUCAGCAGCAUCAGGCUUCAGCUGGGAGUGUGCCAAAGAACGUCGCCUGCACCAGCUAGACAGAGAAGAGAGGAGAAGGGUAAUGAGGAUCUGAAAUCCCCACCCAUACGUUACUCACCCGAACAGGAUGGCUACACAAUGAUUGCAACCAACGUCCCCCUGUUCCAUGCCCUCCAUGAGAUGCCCAUUGUUCUCGACCCAACCAGACUGGAUGAAGGCGGUGAAAUAGAAGAAACACUGAGGAGAAACAAGGCACAGUACCACCAAAGCUGCCGUUAUCUAUUCAACAACACCAAACUGGAGAGGGCAAGAAAGAGAAGACAUGGGCUUCAAACUUCUCAGUCAGAAGAAGGACAAACCAAACUGCGAAGAACCAGCCGUGACGGUCUGGAAUCUGAGUGCUUUCUUUGUGAACAAGAAGAACCUGCAUUAGAACUGAGACAUGCCAUGACCAUGAAGCUUAACAAAAGAGUCAAUGACUGUGCUACAACUCUAAAGGAUGGAAGACUGCUGAAAAUACUGAGUGGUGGAGACGUCGUAGCACAGGAGCUCAAGUAUCAUCCUGCAUGCUUGACAUCCCUGUACAACAGAGAGAGAGCCUACCUGAGAAAUGUCGAACAAAGAGAGCAGAGCCAGAAGCAGGAUGUCUACCCACUGGCAUUUUCAGAGCUUGUUACCUACAUAGUGGAGACCAAACUCAGUUUUGAGGGACCUACAAUAUUCAAGCUGGCAGAUAUGGUUAAUCUGUACAAACAGCGUCUACAACAGUUGGGGAUGGAGACACCGGAUGUUAACUGCACCAGACUGAAGGACAAGCUGUUGGCUGAAUUGCCUGAGCUGGAAGCUCACAAGAAGGGAAGAGACGUUCUGCUGGCUUUCCGAAAAGAUGUUGGCUUUUCCCUGUCACAAGCCUCUAACUACACCGAUGCCAUGACUCUUGCCAAAGCAGCCACGAUCUUAAGGAGACACAUGCUGGACCACAAGUUUUCGUUCGAAGGAACGUUUCAUGAGGGCAUUGAAAAUGCCAUUCCACCCAGCCUCCUUCAAUUCGUGGGCAUGAUUGAGCAUGGGGCUGACAUUAAAUCACAACUGAGAUUUGGUGCUUCAAAGUCAGACCUUGCAAUUGCACAGCUGUUGCAGUACAACUGCUACACAAGAUACAAGGAAGGAGCAUCGACUCACAGGCAUUCCAAAGAUCGGGAAACGCCAUUUCCCAUUUACAUGGGAAUGUCCAUAUAUGCCAAGACCAGAAAGAAGUUGCUGGUGAACAUGCUUCAUGAUCAUGGUCUUGGUAUUCCGUAUGACAGGGUACUGGAGAUAUCUGCACAGCUUGGAGAUGCAAGCAUUAACAGGUACAUAGAGGAUGGUGUGGUCUGCCCACACGCUCUGAGGAGAGGGCUGUUCACCAUAACAGCCAUGGACAACAUAGACCACAAUCCUACUGCAACAACUGCAACCACCUCUUUCCAUGGCACCAGCAUUUCAGCUUUCCAGCUCCCAACAGAAGGUAAUCAGGGUGAAUUUCGGGAACCUCUGACGCUGAGGCUUGGUGAGGAGAAAGUGAAGAAAGUUCCAGAACUGCCCGAGUUCUAUACCAAUAUUCGUCCAGCCUUCUUCACAAAGAAAAACCCUUCGCCUCCACGAAGCCAUGGUGUGCAGACAGUUCAAGACAAUACUCUGUUAGGACCACAAUUGGCACUAGAGUAUGCGUGGCUGGAGAAAGUCAGUGUGGAAGAAGAAACAGACGGAGCAGUGAAUCUGACCUGGUCAGCCCACCAUGCCUCCCAGAAGAGAAGCCCUAAAGUUGAGGUUAGCGUAACGUCACUGUUACCUCUCUUUCGAGAUCCAGCCCACUCGGUUGCUACUAUCAGACAUGUUAUGGACAAAGUCAUGGAGACUGUAACUUUCCUGAAUCCAGGCCAGAUACCUGUCAUGACUGCUGACCAGCCAAUCUAUGCAUUGGCAAAGCAAAUCCAGUGGCACUGGCCUGAGCAGUAUGGUGAGGAUAAGUUUGUCAUGAUGUUUGGAGGCCUACACAUUGAGUUGGCUGCACUGAGGUCAGUUGGAACAAUUCUACAGGGCAGUGGCUGGACGUGGGCCCUCGUGGAGGCAGGGGUGGCAUCCUCUGGGACUGCAGAAUCUUUCCUAUCAGCAGCAAGCAUCACCAGGACACGCCAGGCUCACCAGAUAACAGCAUGUAGUCUCUACCAACUAAUGAAGGCAGCCUACAGUGACUAUUGUACCGAGGCAGCUGACAACUCUGAGGAACUGCUGAGCUUUGAUGCUUGGUGUGAUAGCCGCAAGCUGCAGAGUCCCCAGUUUCAGUUCUGGAGUUUGGUGCUGUCGAUGGAGCUCGUGAUCCUGCUACUGAUCCGAGCAUUUAGGGAAGCCAACUUCAACCUGUAUUGCCAGGCAUUGGCUGAGCUCAUUCCAUACUUCUUCGCCAACAACAACACAAAGUAUGCACGUUGGCUCCCCAUCCAUCUCAAAGACAUGUUGACCCUGAAAGAGAAGCAUCCACAGCUGGCCGAGGAGUUUGAGAGUGGAAAGUUUGUUGUUCACAAGUCAAGACGUGAUUUCUCUGGAAUGGCUAUUGACCAGGCACACGAGCAGGCCAAUGCUGUUAUCAAAGCUGAUGGGGGGGGGCGGUUGGUGUGA